Capronia epimyces CBS 606.96 is the source of this 762-nucleotide messenger RNA. RefSeq names its product 3-oxoacyl-[acyl-carrier protein] reductase. Lineage: Eukaryota; Fungi; Ascomycota; Eurotiomycetes; Chaetothyriales; Herpotrichiellaceae. The record is from RefSeq and is a predicted model, not a curated record. Bases 1 to 762 code for a protein of 253 amino acids. The transcript is spliced from 2 exons.
AUGAAGCUUCAGGACCAGAUUGUUCUCGUCACAGGUUCCUCCAGGGGUCUCGGAUUGGCGAUUGCGCGAGCGUUUCGCGGCGAAGGGGCACAAGUUGUGCUGAACUAUUUCCAAUCCGAGCCUGAGAAGAUAUCCGGCCUUGCCAAGGAGCUCGAGGCGUUCCCCUUCCGCGCCGAUGUCACCAACCGCGACGAGGUCGAAGCACUGUUCGCGGCAGCCGAAGCGCACUUCCACAGACCGAUCACUACGGUGGUGAACAAUGCCAUCGUCGGUGGAUUUGCGUUCAACGGCGACGCCCGGCCCAAAGUGGCCGAGUUGACGUGGUCGGACUUUGAUUCGCAAUUGCAGGGGUUUCUUCGGGCGACGCUGAACACGACGCAGGCUGCUCUGGCGGGGUUCGAGAAGGCGCGGUUCGGCCGGAUCAUCAACAUCGGGUCCAACUUGUUCCAGAACCCUGUGGUGCCAUACCACGACUACACGGCGGCCAAGGGCGCCUUGUUGGCGUUCACGAGGACGUGUGCGGCAGAUCUCGGUCCCAAAGGCAUCACCGUCAACCUGGUCGCGGGAGGACUGCUGGAUGGCACGGAUGCCAGCGCAAGCACUCCCGCGGCAGUGUUUGACCAGAUCAAGGCCGUCACGCCGCUGAGGAAGGUCACCACCCCCGACGACCUCGCCGGUGCUGUACUGUUCUUCGCCAGUCCGUGGGCCGGCGGAGUCACGGGCCAGCAACUGGUGGUGGAUGGUGGGCUGGUCAUGAACUGA